Messenger RNA from Erigeron canadensis, 596 nucleotides. RefSeq lists its product as uncharacterized. The coding region runs from base 122 to 439 and encodes 105 amino acids. The record is from RefSeq and is a predicted model, not a curated record. NCBI's taxonomy places the organism in Eukaryota, Viridiplantae, Streptophyta, Magnoliopsida, Asterales, Asteraceae. Gene Ontology annotation, cellular component: ribosome. The transcript is spliced from 3 exons. Gene Ontology annotation, biological process: translation. Gene Ontology annotation, molecular function: structural constituent of ribosome.
GGAACCUGAGUCGACUAGGUAAUCAUCAGUGAACCCUAUACAUCAAACGCAGCCCCAAAUACACAGUCAGAAUCAACGAAUUACAGAGCCUUCCAAAUUAUUCAAAAGUUGGCCUGCAGAAAUGAAGGUGAGGUCGUCAGUGAAGAAAAUGUGUGAAUUCUGUAGAACAGUGAAACGUCGUGGUAGAGUCUUUGUUCUGUGCUCCGCAAAUCCUAAGCAUAAACAGCGACAAGGUAUCUCGACAGUUUCUUUCCCGGAAGGUUCUCUCACGUCCAGAAUAUCAGAAAUGCAGAUAACUCAAAGCAGUUAUCAAGCUCCUAUUUCUAACUCUGGCACUGGAGGUGGCUUGGCAUCUCUACUGGUUGAGAGGAAAGUGCCCGUGCUUUUUGCUGGAUGGAGAGUAAACAUAGCAUCUCUUCUUCAGACACGGGCCAAGUGAUGAUUGCCGAAAUGUUACCUUUUGAUGUCGGAGGGAUUUUAUUUGCUUUCUGUGUUUAUGGGUUAAUAGCCUGCUGACACAAUAUUUUUAUGUCUCUCUUUAAGGAAUACAAUUAUUAUGCUCAUAUAAAAUAAUGCAGUCAAACUUUUGAGGAUCA